Molecule: messenger RNA, 1868 nt
Organism: Pyrus x bretschneideri (Chinese white pear)
Lineage: Eukaryota; Viridiplantae; Streptophyta; Magnoliopsida; Rosales; Rosaceae
Exons: 8
Coding region: 16-1632 (538 amino acids)
Source: RefSeq, a predicted model, not a curated record
AACACAGCCAAUAAAAUGGCGUGGAAUCAGAUCAAGUACUCGAUGCUGAACCUUCGAAGCUCUGAUUUCUCUAUCCGUGAAGAAUCCAUGGAUUCCCAGAUUCUGAGCUCUCCACGCUCGCUCUCCAUCGCUUCCGAGCCUUCAGAUCUGAAAAACUGGUUCCCCAGCUACCAAUAUGAAUCACCUGCACUGAAGUCCAAUUCUUUUCUCGAUGAUACCGUUGUCCCCGAAACUGAGAUGGAAGAAAACUCAGGUGGGUUCGAGAGAAAUGGAACAAAAAAUGAAGCUUUUAUUCCUAAGAACGAAACCCCAAAUGGGGUUGUGAAAUGUGGCAGCUUUUCUGGAUAUGAGCACGAAAGCCAUUUGUUAAGUAAGAUCCCAAGUUCUUUGGAAUCAACUUCGUUCGUUUCAGAGCCCACCGACAUCAGACACUGGUACUCAAGCUAUGCAUAUGAAUCGCUAUCGUUGGAUACAAUUGAUGGUGUUGGAAAUUCCAUUUGCGAAGUGAGUAAACACGAGGAGGAUGGCUUUUUGGUUGAAAACAACAGAGGAAAAGAAAAGGUUUCGGAGGAUUUUAGUAUAAACAGAAGUGAUUCUGAAGAGGUUAGUGGGAGAGCUCCUAAGGAGGAAAGGCAGCCUGUAAGAGAGACUCCAGGUCCUUUAGAGCCGCCUUCGCAACUGUCAGAGCCUACUGACAUCAGAAACUGGUUCUCAAGCUAUGUGUACGAGUCUCCGUCCUAUGAUACAAAUACAACUGAUGGUUUUCGAGAUCCUGUUUGGAAAGAAAACAAAAGUGGGAAGGAUGGGUUUCUGGUUGAUAAUAGCCACAGAGAAAAUGAAGAGGGCUUGGAGGGUUAUAAUGAAAAGGGAACUGAUGGCGAAGCGGUUUCUGAUUUACAGUCGGAAGGGCUUGCAAAAUGCAUCACCUCUUGGAGAGAUAAUAAGCAGAAAACACAGCCUGGUCGCCCUAGCUAUGGAGUAAGCGAAAACCUACUUAGUCAGAAUGAUUUGUGUCUCAAGCAUAUGCCUAAAUCAUGGAGAACCAAAGUCAUCGCCCAAGCACAAGAUGUCGAAAUGUCAAUCUUGAACAAGGAAAGUUGUCAAUGCAAGCUAUCGCCUAAGACUUUCAAGGGAACCAAAAUUAAGCCAUCGGACAACGAAAAAGGUCCAUGCAGGAACUAUGAGAAGUCUUCACAAGGCAUGACUCCUAGCAAGGCCUUCACUUCACAGGAGAACUCAGAACCAGAAUUCCACACAGAAGUUGAUUGUAUAUCAACUGGAAGUGAUUCGGAUUUAAUUCCAAGCAAUGGAGUGUCAGAACGAAAACCAACUCAUGGAAGCAGAGACAGAAAAGAUGACGGAAAUGAAAUAUCCGAAAAUGGUUUUAUAACAACUAGGAAAGGCAAACUUACAAGAAACAAUCAGGAAAAGAUUGUGGAACGACCGCAAGAGAUUAGUAAAAUGACAGCUCCAAUAGUCGUGAAAAGAAAAGCCUUGGCAGAUGCAACAAAUAUUCAUCAUUCUCCUGUGGCGGGGAUUACAGGGAAAUGGAAGUGUCCUCAGAAAAGUAAGCCAAAUCGAGGACCCGCUUUGAAGCAGCUUCGACUUGAGAAAUGGGUUCGUAAGUUGUGAAAGCUUAGCAAUUGGGUGUUUCGACAUUGAGUAGAUUCCGGUGGAAUGUAAAUGAUUCUGAUGCCAUGAUUGAUUAGGCUAAUUGCUCAUAAGUAGCUAUCAUUUGAAAGAGGAUCAUAACUAGUUAUCGAAUCGAUGAUUUACCAAAUAAGAAUGUAAUGGAUAGGAGAAGGAAAUAACCUUGGCUACUUGCUUUAUCUGGUUAAUCAUUGAUUCGAUAACAUUUCAAGCCAACC